Peromyscus californicus insignis is the source of this 1209-nucleotide messenger RNA. RefSeq names its product PRAME family member 12-like. The record is from RefSeq and is a predicted model, not a curated record. Gene Ontology annotation, biological process: positive regulation of cell population proliferation; negative regulation of cell differentiation; negative regulation of DNA-templated transcription. Bases 1 to 1209 code for a protein of 402 amino acids. NCBI's taxonomy places the organism in Eukaryota, Metazoa, Chordata, Mammalia, Rodentia, Cricetidae. The transcript is spliced from 4 exons. Gene Ontology annotation, cellular component: cytoplasm.
AUGAGCCUUGAGGCCCCAUCCACACUCCUGGGACUGGCAGUGAAGAGUCUGCUGAGGCAUGAGGCCUUGGCCAUCUCAGUUCUGCAGCAGCUCCCCACGGAGCUCUUCCCAUCCCUGUUCAAGGAGGUCUUCAAGAGCAGACAUAUGAAGAUACUGACAGCGAUGGUGGCAGUAUGGCCCUUCUCCUGCCUCCCUGUCGGGGCACUGAUGCAGAUUCCUGAUGUGGUGAUAUUACAAGCUGUGCUGGAUGGUGUAGACAUGCUGUUGAAACAGCAGGUUCACCUGAGAAGGUCGAAGCUUCGAGUCCUGGACCUGAAAAAAGUGCACCAUGUCUUCUGGGAUGUUUUCAUGAUGGUUUUCAAUACUUUCAAGCCAUACUACAUUGAGGAAAUGUGUUUAUCCAUACGCUGGACUCCAAGAGUGCUGAGUCGUUUUGCACAUUGCUUUGGCCAGAUGAGAAAUUUGUUCAAACUCCAUCUAGCACGCAUUUCAGUUCACACCAACAAAGCUAUUUAUACCUUGGAAGAUGUAAAGAAGUAUACUGCUAGGUUCAUUGCUCAAAUCUCCAAACUCAAAUGUCUCCAGGAGCUCAUCGUCAAUGAUUCCUACUUUUCCAGUGAGCACAUGAAGCAGUUGUUCAGAUGCCUGAAGACCCCCUUGGAGUCUCUGUCAAUCAAACUGCGCAAGUGCUCACCUUUAGGCUUGAAGCACCUAUCUGAGUGUCAGUGGCUUUUUGAGCUAAAGCACCUGAACCUCUUUGGUGUUUCAUUAUUCAACUUUUGUCCCACAGCUCGGCAAGUUCUCCUCAAGAGUGUAGCUGACACUUUGCAAACUCUGCAGAUAAGCAACUGCUGUAUCAGAGACUCUCAACACAGUGCCCUCCUCCCUGUUCUGAGCCAGUGCCUCCAGCUAACACAUGUAAAUUUCUAUGACACUGUCAUUUCCAUAUCUGCCCUGAAGGACCUUCUGCAAAGCUUGGCCAAUCUAAGCAAGAUAACUGAGGAGCAUUACCCUGCCCCAUUAGAGUGCUAUGAUGACCAGGGCCAUGUCUUAGUCAACAAAUUUGCAAAUGUGUGUCUUGAUCUUCUGAAUAUACUCAGAGUCAAAAGACAGCCCAAAGUUAUUGACUUUGCCACAAACAUCUGCCGCAAAUGUUUCCAGCGCUGUGUCUUUGAUGGGAAGACCAGACUUUGUCCUUGUUUGUCAUAA